Messenger RNA from Purpureocillium takamizusanense, 1154 nucleotides. RefSeq names its product (S)-2-haloacid dehalogenase. NCBI's taxonomy places the organism in Eukaryota, Fungi, Ascomycota, Sordariomycetes, Hypocreales, Ophiocordycipitaceae. The record is from RefSeq and is a predicted model, not a curated record. The transcript is spliced from 3 exons. The coding region runs from base 218 to 946 and encodes 242 amino acids. Gene Ontology annotation, molecular function: hydrolase activity, acting on halide bonds, in C-halide compounds.
CCGUAAUAUUGUUUCCUGUCCGGGCUUCCACGCGGGUCAACAUCACAAGAUCCCAGCACCUAACUUGCACCCGAAGUAAGUACGAAGUACCUUAGGUGCUGGUACAGGAUAUAGGCACCAUUUGGUGUCUGUGGCGGGACUGACUCACACCCCGCUUGCCAGCCAGUCACUCCGUGGUCCCGACCGCACAGGGGGCGCAGCUCAUUGCGAAUGAUGAAUGAUGGCACGCACCGCCAUCGCAUUCGACCUGUACGGCACCCUCUUGUCCACCGAAUCCAUCGCGCAACACCUCGCGCGUCUGUAUGGAGAUGAGCAGGCAAAAGUCAUCGCCGCACAGGCGAGGCGCUAUCAGCUGGAAUACACGUGGCGCAUCAACAGCAUGGGCAUGUAUUGCUCAUUCAGCGACCUGACGAGGUGGUCAUUCCGACAAGCUACCGCAGACGCCCGUGCCCAGCUCACACCGGAGCAGGAAGUGCAGAUCAUGGACGCGUACAACGGCCUCGACACCUUCCCCGAUGUCGACCAAGCACUCACCAUGCUUGCCGAGAUGCCAUCCCUGGACCCGUACGUCUUCUCCAACGGCACCGUCUCCAUGGUAACUUCGUCCCUCCAGACAUCCCCUUCGCUGGCGCGCGCGAGCCACGUAUUACCGUCGACCAAGGUUGUCAGCGUCGACUCGCUCAAAGUCUUCAAGCCGGACCCUCGCACAUAUCAGCACAUGGCCAAGGCAAGCGGCUUUGAGGGACAGCUAGGCAGUGUCUGGCUCGUGAGCUCGAACCCUUUUGAUGUCGCAGGGGCGGUGGCGGCCGGGCUCAAAGCCGCGUGGGUCGAUCGGGCAGGUGGCGGGUGGGUGGAUGGGCUGGGCGGCGCCAUGGGGAUCAAACCCACGGUAAUAGUCAAGGGCGUGGACGAGGCGGUCGAGCAUAUUUCGCGUCGUUCUGGUUGAUCCCCCCCGGCCCAGAACUUGUUCAAGGCACAAUGGGCGAGACGAUGUACUUCGAUGGGUGAUAGGUCGACCUCUACACAACCGAGUUAUACGGGGUUAGCUGUGCUGUCCCGCAGGAACAAAGGCGGGCAGAGUAGCGGACUCAACUGGGAUGACUACCAUAGGGACAAGGGGAAUAACAGGGAAUAGGGCGGGACAAGCCCUGGGC